AUGUCGUUUUUUUCAAAUCCGUUUGCACUAAAAAAAACUAAACCACGAAAAUAUGUUUCAAGAAGUCCACUUAAAUUACCUGCCGAUGAAAUGUUUCGUGAAUUAGGUGCCAAAUGUGAAGUAAUUGAUGUUAAGAUUGCAGAUAAAAAAAUAGUUUUUGAUACGGCAAAUGGUGAUUGGAAUACAUCCUAUAUUUCACUAACCAGUGUAUUAGGUGCUUCGAUAAUAGUUAGUUGUGGUACAUGUCUACGAUUAUUAGUGGCAUUAAUGAAAUCACCUAAAUCAAAAAUAAUAAAGCUUGCAGAUCGUUCAUCACGUCUUAAUGAAAGUGCACUUUAUCGACUUAAAAAAGAAGUUAGCCAAUUAUCGUAUAUCAUCAAAUCUGUUGAAGCUUUUCUUAAUAUUAAUACUCGUCUCGUUGUUCUUAUUGAUGGUCUAGAUGUAUGCGAACAACAACAUAUUCUUCAAAUACUCGAUCAAGUACAUGUACUUUUAACAAAAGAAAAUGAUCCAUUUAUAACAUUAAUUGUUUGUGAUCCACAUAAAAUGAUGCAAGAUUUGUCGACAACAAUAGCUGUAUCGUCAACAACCAGUCAAAAUCAAGGUUUUGAUACUAGUGUUAAUGGUCAUGAUUAUUUACGCUCGCUUAUUGAACUUCCUAUCUAUUUACAAUUAAAUAUGAGUAAAACAAGACAAUUGAAAAAAAAUGCUGAUGUCUUUCCAAAAAAGAGAGCAAAUACUCUUACAAAUGGUGCAUCCGUUCUUGAUGUAAGCGCAAAACCAGUAACAACUAAUAAAGUUCCAAAGAAUAAACGACGUCGACAACGACGAGAUACAUUAUCUAAUACUAAACCAGUAACAACAUCAGAAUUAACUAAUCAAUUACUACAAUCGGAUUAUUUUCUUGAUAUUAAUCCACGAAUUCUUCAACGUCUUAUUAAUAUAAUUGCUAUGACAGGUCGAUUACUUCGUGCUAAUCAAGUUAUAUUUAAUUGGAGACGUCUUGGAUGUUGGUCAUAUUUAGUAGAACAAUGGCCAUAUCGUAUAUCAUGGAUUGUUGUCUAUUAUGAAGAUCAUGAACAAGAAUAUUCAGAUGAUACUGCAUUGAACACUCUAUAUGAUAAAAUUAAACCAUUUCUUCCAACAUCAAAUGAUCCUCUUUUAGAACUUGAUCGUAAUGGACGUAAAUUUGAACUUUGUGUAGAACGUGGUGAACCUGUUUUAAAUGUUAAUGAUUUAAAACAAUUUCUUCUAUGUACAUGUAAUCUUGAUCCAUAUUUGAAUAAACUCAUUCGAGACUCGCCAGCUUAUUUUUAUAUGAAUAAUUCAGAUGAAAAUGGUUUCAUUAAUGGAGAUCCAUCGAGAUUUUUUGCUCGUCGUGAUUCCACUUUUGCUGGACGUGGUGGUUUCUUCCAGCAAGGACCUGCAUCACGACAUAAGAGUACAUUUUGUCCGAGAUUUAGUCUUGGUGGACCAGAUUAUAUUGGAAAUCAACAUCGUCCUUCAUUUGAUUUGCCGCUUCAUCAUAUAUAUAAUCAAGCACCGAUGAAAAAACUAGCCGAUGAUGAAGAUAGUCGUAAUCGAACAUCACCCAUUGUAUCAACAUCCGCGACUGUUAUACCACCACUGAUUAAUCAAAAAAACUCUGCACUACCAGAUCCUUGUGGAAAUGUCAAAGUCGAUUUAUCGCCACCAUUGAGUCGAAUGUCAGUGAAUGAUAUAUGUGAUUGCUUAAAGAAUGAUAUUGUUGGUUUGAAAACAGCAAUGAUACCAAUUUAUAUUCAUGAUAUUAAUGAAUAUAAUAUUAGUGGUCGAGUCUUAGCAACAUGUGAACUUAGUGAACUUAAACAAGUUCUGUCAAUGACAUUUGGUGAUUGGGUAUUAUUUAAUAAUUGGAUUGAAACUAAACGUGAAGAAGAACGACAUUCUCAUUUUAAUCUUCAAUCACAACAUUCAUCAACAGUUAAUACAAAUCAUAAUCAAAAUCUCUUAAGUAAUGAAUCUUUUAAUGAAUAUCAAUUUUAUACGGAAAAUAGUGUACUUGGUGCUGCACUCAGUCGUCUCAUGUCAAAAAAUCCACGGAGUAAUUCUAUUGAUGAAACAAGCACGGCUCCCAAUGAAGGCGUAUCAAUUGUUUCAGCACCAAAAAAUGUCAAAUUUCUCAUUCCUCUUGUUCGAUCUGGUAUAACAUCAAAUGAAAGUACAUUUGGUGUUAUUGAAUCAACAACUCGAACUAUUACUCAUGUUAAAGAUAUAUUUCCAUUAAAUUCUUCAUCACAAUCACAAAAAAUACCAACAACAAAUAAUGUUGAAGAUACAGCUAAUGUUUCUUCACCUUCAAAUUCAAUGAACAUAUCAUCAUUCUUUGAUGAAGAACAUCGUCUUGAUCAAAAUGAAACAUUUACAAGUGACUAUGAGCAACAACUUUUACUUCAAAACAAUGAUUCCAAUCAAAAAUGA
Messenger RNA from Rotaria sp. Silwood2, 2460 nucleotides. NCBI's taxonomy places the organism in Eukaryota, Metazoa, Rotifera, Eurotatoria, Philodinida, Philodinidae. The record is from the annotation of a GenBank genome assembly.